GAUCGCCACCAAACCCCAAUACGAAGGACUCGUGCAGUCACACUGCAGCUGUCACAUACUUACUUUUAUAUACGCAACCUGUAAGCUAUGGAGCAAGACGAGCUAGAGGCCCUGUUGAACUCGUACUCAGAGGAGGCUGAGGCAGAGAAUCGCCGGCUGUUGCUGAAACAUGCUGGCAAAAACAAGCCGAGAGGAGGUCCGGCGCUGCGAGAAGCCGGACUCCGGAGCCGGAUUGCAGCCGACAAUGUUGGCCACGCCCUGCUGAAGAAGAUGGGCUGGUCGGAAGGAACCGCCAUCGGACGCGACCGGUCUGGACGCAGCGAGCCGCUAGAGUUGAACAUAAAGGCCGGCCGCGCGGGACUAGGUGUGGAUGAGCAGCGCCGGCGCGCACGGGAGCAGCAGCAACUGCAGGAGGAGCAGGAGCGCGCCAAGCGGGCCCGGCUGGCAGAGGAGUCGCAGCAGCGCUACCACGCCGCCACGCGUGCAAGCCAUGCCUCGCGCCAAGCCGCACGCCACCUGCGCGGUGCAUGGCGGGUGGCCGAGCAGCUGGCGGAGCAGCAAGACCACCAGCCACAACAGCCGAAAUACUCGGAUCAGGGCCAGGAUCAGGGCCGGGAUCAGGGCCAGGGGCAGGGGCAGGGCGAGGGGCAGGACGAGCGCACGGAAAGCGGUGGCAGCAGUGGGCAUGAGAAAGGCAGCGGCCGGAGCGGACAGGCCAUGGAAGCGCUGCGGCAGCUGCUGCAGCGGCUGCCCGCGCUGCAGGCGGCCUUGCAGAAGGAGACGCAGGAGCAGGCGGGGGGAGGGGCGGAGGGGCAAGCCGAUGAGCCACCGGAAGGACCAGAACCGGUCGGGUGUUGCGCGGAGGCUGCUGCGGGCACACCGGAAGCCAGCCUCGCGACGCGACAGGCGUCCCCGAAGAACCCGGCGUUACCAGGUGCGCUAGCAGAAGCCGCUGCCACGCCGGCCGUGGAAGCCGCCGCACCGGCACCUGGGGCUGCUCCUGUGGCGGCGGAGCCGGCACUGCCGCAGGACGUGCAGCAGGCGAAGGCGCAGAAGGAGGCGGAGCCGCCGCAGCAGCCGGACGUGGAGCCGCUGCCGCUGACAGGGCAGCUGGAGUUGCUGCUGCUUCACCUGCGACAGGCGCACUGCUACUGCUACUUCUGCGGCACGGCCUACGACGGCCCUGACGACAUGGAGGCGCACUGCCCCGGGCUCACGGAGGACGAGCACUGACGCCCGCGGCGCAGUGGCAUGCGGGGUUGAGGGCUGUGGGGCUGAGGGGCGUGUCCGUGUGUGCAAUGAAGUGAGGGGGAAGUAGAGGGGGUCGAUACAUACCGUAGGGUUGACAUUGUGUGUGCAGUAUGUGCCAGCAAGCAGUGCGCUAUAAACGGCCUGAUAGCAGUGCAUCCCACGCGGCCACGCCUUGUCGCUUUACCGUGUCGAUGUGUGUAUGUCAGGCAGCGUCACGGAAAGGGAAGCAUGCCCAUGGUCAGAGCGCAUGCGCAACCCCACCGGUCCCGGAUGGAGGGACAGGUGGCGGCGAAGUGCAUGACCGGCAGAUCGCCACAACAGCGUGCACCAGUCAAAGCUACGUAACUAAUGACCCAACCCGCCUGCUGAGGGUUGCGCGAUAGGAAAGAGGGAAGUGCACGGGGCGGCAAGACAUACUUGUGAGCAGAGGGGCUACAUGGGGCACGGGUCGCGACUGGACUUGGAGCACUGAGUAUUGCCUGCGUGUGUGCUGAAUAGUACUCAAGUGAGGGUCGACAAUGUGCAUGUGUGUACACAAGAAAAUGGAAGGGAACGUGUGUGCGUGUGUUGGACGAGCACACAAUGUUUGGCGUAACCUGCAAGCAAGGUGGGGUCGUUUUAUUGGGCGUUCCACAUUAUUUGCACGGCUUCCCCUUGUAGUAGCUUCAUGCGUGGCUUGCUCGCGAAGUGCACAUGAAAGUAGCGUGUAUUGUGCGGAAUAUAUUCGCAACGGGGUGUGCUAUGUUUUGCGGGAGUGUCGCACGCUGUGAUGCUGAGCGCAUGCAGGCCCAAUGUGGUACAUUAGCAACUUUACGGAGCACCGCAUCGAGGAUUGGUUUUGCAAC
Chlamydomonas reinhardtii is the source of this 2096-nucleotide messenger RNA. RefSeq lists its product as uncharacterized. Gene Ontology annotation, cellular component: kinetochore. Gene Ontology annotation, molecular function: nucleic acid binding. The transcript has 2 exons. NCBI's taxonomy places the organism in Eukaryota, Viridiplantae, Chlorophyta, Chlorophyceae, Chlamydomonadales, Chlamydomonadaceae. Bases 88 to 1233 code for a protein of 381 amino acids. The record is from RefSeq and is a predicted model, not a curated record.